AGGAAGCUUUGAAAACCUUGAGCUACAGUAAAGCAGAGGUCCAACCCGAAGGCAGGUCCUCAUUCAUCGCUUGAGAUUCUUGUGAGGGCCACCUGUACGCUGAGAGAGGCUGUUGGACAGGCAGCAUGGAGAACAAUGUGACGCAGAUGUCUCGAGAAGACCUGGAGGACCUCAGGCAAGCCUUCAACAAAAUCGACAUCGACAAGAGUGGUUAUGUUAAUGACUUCGAGCUGCAGGAGCUCUUUCGCGAGGCCAGCCUCUCUUUGCCUGGGUACAAGGUGCGAGAAAUCGCAGAGAGGUUCAUCGCGGGUGACACCAACAAAGAUGAGAAGAUAAGCUUCGACGAGUUCGUUGCGAUAUACCAAGAUAUUAGGAGCAAAGACAUUAGAGAAACGUUUCGCAAGACCAUCUCCAGGAAGGAUGGGAUCUGCUCAUUUGGAGGAACAUCUGGACUCUCCAGUCAAGGAACCCAGCACUCAUAUUCUGAUGAAGAGAAAGUGGCUUUUGUCAACUGGAUCAAUAAGGCCUUGGCAAACGACCCCGACUGCCAACACAUCAUCCCCAUGGACCCGAAUACCGACAGUCUGUUCACAUCAGUGAAGGAUGGAAUACUUCUCUGCAAGAUGGUCAACCACUCCCAGCGAGACACGAUCGACGAAAGGGUCAUCAACACGAAAAAACGCACAAUGUUCAACAUGACCGAAAAUUUAAUCCUGGCCCUUAACUCCGCCUCAGCCAUUGGUUGCAUGGUGGUCAACAUUGACGCUCAGGACAUGAUCGCUGGAACUGCUCACCUGGUUCUCGGGCUCCUCUGGCAGAUCAUUAAGAUUGGCCUGUUCGCGAACAUCGAGAUCGCGAGCAACGAAGCUCUGAUCGCACUGCUGGGUGAGGGUGAGGACUUGGACCAGCUGUUGUCCCUGUCCCCCGAGGAGCUCCUUCUGCGCUGGGUAAACUAUCACCUUAAAGCUGCUGAAUGGAAACCGAUCAAAAACUUCUCUGAAGACAUCAAGGACUCCAGGGCCUACUUCCACCUGCUGAACGAGAUCGCUCCAAGAGGAGACGAAGACGACCAGAUACCCAUUAUCGUCGACAUGUCUGGCUUAAACGAGGACGAUGACCUGAAGAGAGCGGAACUCAUGUUGAAACAGGCGGCUCGAAUGGACUGCCGACAGUUCGUGUCGCCGCAGGAUGUGGUGGCGGGGAAUCAGAAGCUCAACAUCGCCUUCGUUGCCAACCUGUUCAACAUGUACCCGGCACUGAAAAAACCCGCCGACAACGGCAUCGACCUCACCACGAUAGAGGGAGAAUCCAGAGAGGAUCGAACCUUCAGAAAUUGGAUGAACUCACUGGGGAUUAGUCCGAGAGUCAAUCACUUAUACAGUGACCUGACGGAUGGCCUGGUUAUUCUCCAACUGUACGAGAAAAUCCAAGUCCCGGUGGACUGGAAGAAAGUGAACCGUCCUCCGUAUCCUGGUCUUGCUGCCAAAAUGAAAAAACUGGAGAACUGUAACUACGCCAUCGAGUUGGGCAAAAGGGAGGCAAAGUUCUCGCUGGUGGGCAUCGGAGGGGACAAUAUCAACGAGGGCAAUUCCAAGCACAUUCUGGCGCUGGUGUGGCAAAUAAUGCAAAGGUACACCCUCAAAGUGCUCUCAGAUAUUGGCGAUGGAGAAAAGAUUAAUGACCAGGUCAUAGUCAACUGGGUGAACACAAAACUGCAAGAUGGACAAAAGCAAUCGAGUAUCAGUAACUUUAAGGACAAAUCAAUCAGCUCCAGUCUCCCAGUGAUCGAUCUGAUUGAUACAAUCGCACCCGGAGCCAUUAGAGAAGACAUGGUGAAGAGGGAAGCUGACAGUCCAGAGGACUUGCUCAACAAUGCAAAGUACGCUAUCUCAAUGGCACGCAAGAUUGGUGCCAAGGUGUACGCACUGCCCGAAGACCUGGUGGAGGUCAACCCCAAGAUGGUGAUGACUGUGUUCGCCUGUUUGAUGGGGAGAUCGAAGUGAAAGCCUGGGUGGAUCGGAUUAUAAUCAUGGAGAUGAAAUGGGAUCUGUAUGAUGGUAUUCCGGUGUCAAUACUGAUGUCACGUAUAAAGUAAAACAUAUUUUCAGCUGAAGUGCAUACCUUGAAAUAGUUUUGCAGCUAUGGCAUUUUUUUUUAUACCUUUCAUCACUUGUCCUUUGGUUCCUGCACUUUUAAAGCCACACCAGCAUGAAAAGAAUGUGAUGAAGGUUUUUAAAUGAUGCUAACUCAUCUUUCUCUUAAUAUGAUCCCCGUUUUCUAUUCAUUCGUAGUGAACGAGUUGAUUUCUGGAACAAAGAGAUGUUUACUAAUUAAUUUUAGUAGCAAGAUAUUGCGUUUUUUGAUGUGUGCAUAUAAUGUUAAUAAAUGUUUUUGCUUCUGCUGACUCAU
Silurus meridionalis is the source of this 2409-nucleotide messenger RNA. RefSeq names its product plastin 1 (I isoform) (gene pls1). The record is from RefSeq and is a predicted model, not a curated record. Gene Ontology annotation, biological process: actin filament bundle assembly; actin filament network formation. NCBI's taxonomy places the organism in Eukaryota, Metazoa, Chordata, Actinopteri, Siluriformes, Siluridae. The transcript is spliced from 17 exons. Bases 126 to 2003 code for a protein of 625 amino acids. Gene Ontology annotation, molecular function: actin filament binding; calcium ion binding. Gene Ontology annotation, cellular component: actin filament; cytoplasm; actin filament bundle.